Messenger RNA from Sinocyclocheilus anshuiensis, 1328 nucleotides. RefSeq names its product deleted in autism protein 1 homolog. The record is from RefSeq and is a predicted model, not a curated record. The transcript is spliced from 3 exons. NCBI's taxonomy places the organism in Eukaryota, Metazoa, Chordata, Actinopteri, Cypriniformes, Cyprinidae. The coding region runs from base 519 to 1328 and encodes 269 amino acids.
UGACCAGAAGGGUCGUAAAUACGAAACCCGAUCUGAGAAGUCGGAUCUUUUGUGCAGCUGCUUCAACGCUCGCAGACUGAACUUGUCUCGAGAUUGAGAAGACAACCCUUGCGAAUUUUAAAGGAAUAAAGAAAAAGCAAUACGCAACAUAUGGACAACGUGGAAAAGCGUCGAUUCGCGCGGCUGGUAGCAAGAGACAGGAGUUCAUAAAUAGACAACGGAAGCUUCCUCGAGCCACUGGAAUAAACCCGCAAUUUCACACAUUUUUAUUUGGUAGAGGGAUUCCUGAUGUGGCAGCUUAAUGCCAACUCGACGUAAAACCAGAAAGCCCUUCUGUAAAACAUGGUGAGAGGGGUUCUUGAAACCGAUGAGCUUACCAGGCAACACUGCUGCCACUAUGGAGAACUCUAACUAAUGUGAACUUGAUGGAGAUGAUGAUAUUACACAUAGCAAUGAUGGAACAGCCGCAUUGACAAAGAUCAACUGCACUCACUCUCAGUGCGCUGCUGCCAAUCAGCAUGCUGCGGAUACUGUCACUCAAAUUUGGCCGCGUCUACCGGUGCGGCAAGUUCCUCUUCAUCAUAGCUCUAUUUGUUAUCCUGCUGAUGAACACUCACAACCUUUUAGCCUCUUUCCAGAGGAACGAGCUCACCGACCGGCGAUUCAUCGGCCUCAACAAGUGUCCGGCCUGCUUCGGCACUAGCUGGUGCCGCAAGUUCAUGAACAGCCAGGUGACCUUCGAGAUGUGGGGUCGCCUGCGCUUCCUAGACUUUUUCAAUGUAAAGAAUGUUUAUUUUGCUCAAUAUGGAGAACCCAGGGAAGGAACGCGCAGGGUCGUGCUCAAACGCCUGGGCUCCAACCAAGAGCUCGCAGAGAUCGAUCAGAAGAUCUGCAAACGGGCCACUGGAAGACCUCGCUGUGAUCUCAUUCAGGGUAUGUACAAAACGGAGUUCGCCCGACUUAAUGGGGACGUAAGGCUGCUGACCCCAGAGGUGGUGGAGGGCUGGUCGGAUCUGGUGCACUGCCCCUCGCAGAGGCUUCUUGACCGUGUGGUCAGGAGGUACGCGGAGACCAAGGACUCUGGCAGCUUCCUGCUGAAGAACCUUAAGGACACGGAACGAAUGCAGCUGCUGAUGACGUUGGCGUUCAACCCUGAGCCUCUUGUGCUGCAGAGUUUUCCCUCUGAUGAGGGCUGGCCGUUCGCCAAAUACCUGGGGGCCUGUGGCCGGAUGGAGGCGGUGAAUUAUGUGGGCGAGGAGCUCUGGAGCUUCUACAAUGCACCCUGGGAGAAAGACUUCACUCUCCAUGCUCUUGCUUUACAGCAUUAA